This is a messenger RNA of Parastagonospora nodorum SN15, 198 nucleotides long. RefSeq lists its product as hypothetical. Bases 1 to 198 code for a protein of 65 amino acids. Lineage: Eukaryota; Fungi; Ascomycota; Dothideomycetes; Pleosporales; Phaeosphaeriaceae. The record is from RefSeq and is a predicted model, not a curated record. The transcript is spliced from 2 exons.
AUGGCAGAAGAGGUGUGGAUCCAUGCAGAGAAUCAAUGCUUUCUAUGCGACUGCGAUCUUCGAGCCGUAGUGUGGGAUUGCGGCAAAGCGGCACAGUGCCGUCGGUUCAAAGUCAUGGACAACGUGACUCGUAGAAACAGAGUUUCCGAGCCCGAUCUUGCUGGCUUUGAACUGAGAUGCGCAUUCAAAAAGGCAUAG